Morone saxatilis (striped sea-bass) is the source of this 2830-nucleotide messenger RNA. It is a transcript of the gene eml3, whose product is annotated as EMAP like 3. The record is from RefSeq and is a predicted model, not a curated record. Gene Ontology annotation, molecular function: microtubule binding. Gene Ontology annotation, cellular component: mitotic spindle. Gene Ontology annotation, biological process: microtubule cytoskeleton organization. Lineage: Eukaryota; Metazoa; Chordata; Actinopteri; Moronidae.
CUAACCCUGGCAGUUUGACAGUCCCCAGUGUGUGACUUCUGACACUCCUCUCUCAGCAUGGAAAACCCACCUCAGUUCAGGCUGUACCCCUAGAAAAACUUCAAGCUACUUAAACUUCGGAUUAUGGAUUCCUCUACAAACAGUUUGGAUGACGUAUCGGCAGACAGCAGCGCUGAGUUCCCCGACCGAACCUCUAUGAUGGAGGUGCGUCUGCAAGCGCAGGAGGAUGAGAUCACGCUGCUGAAAUCCUCACUGGCUGACGCCCUGCGCAGGAUCCGCCUCCACGAUCAGCUCUUACCAUUACUGAAACAGCAGCUGGUUGCAGUGAACCCGGCUGCUGCACGAGUGCUGAACCAAGUGUGCUGCUCAGACAGUUGUACCGGCGCCAGAAAACUGUCCUCCAGCUCUGCCAGCGACGGGAUCCGUCACCCUGCUACCAGCCAACUGUCAGACAGCAUCGUGACCAAUACCAAUGGCCACAUAGGAAGUCCUGUUUCCAUGAAGCCAAGACCCGGACCAGCAACACUGGACAGGUCAACCCAGACAGAGCCCACCCUUCCUGGGCAGGACACUGGGCAGGACAGGGCUCCUCCUCCUAGGCGUGUCAAGAGCCUACAACUGGAGGACGCCCUCCCCCAAGGGGAGUCCAAGGUUGAGGGGACACGGGCCAAGCUCCACCGCAUCCCAGGCUUGGAAGAGGAGGAUGAGGAGCAGGAAGAGGAUGAAGAAGGAGGAGGGGAGCAGGAAAAGGAGCUGAGCUGGAUGUCGUCAGUGGAGGAGCCCAUUCAACCCACCACCAUCAGAGGCCUCCAGAGGGAGGACUUCCAGGACAGAAGCUGCUCUCCGGAGGAGCCGGCCUCUGUUAGAACCUCAGACCAGAACCUCAGCUCCCGUGCCGGACCCCUGUCCCCCAUCCAGGAAGGAGAGAAGAAACCUCUGGUUCGUAGGAACAGCGAGAAACUGGGGAACCCGGAGAAGCAGAGGAAACGUCUGGACAAGAAGGCGGCGUCCUCGGCCAACCUCCUCACCCGCUCCCCCAGCCUGGAGAAUCGGGCUAAGGAGCUGAUUGCCAGUGCAGGAUCCCCCGGGUCCAGAAGAGGAACCUACAGCCAAGAACAGUCAAUCAAAAUGUUCAUCCGAGGCCGGCCGAUAACCAUGUACAUCCCAUCUAACAUCCAGAACUAUGAAGACCUGAAGAUGGAGCCACCCUCCGAGAGACUGGAGCUGGACUGGGUUUAUGGUUACCGGGGACGGGACUGCCGGGCCAACCUGUACUUCCUUCCGACAGGCGAGGCAGUGUACUUUAUUGCCUGUGUUGUUGUGCUUUACCACAUCAACAACCGCACACAACGCCACUAUCGUAAACACACAGACUGUGUCCGCUGGAGUAUGGCUUGUGUGCUGGUUUCUGCCCUAAUGGAUCAGUGGUUUCAGUUGGCCUCAGCACAGGAAGGUGGCUGGUCCUGGACCUGCUGACCAGAGAGGUGGUCUCUGAGUCCACUGAUGGGAACGAGCAGCUGUCUGUCAUGAGAUACUCACCAGAUGGCAGCUUUUUAGCUGUUGGGUCCCAUGACAACUUCAUUUACAUCUACAAUGUGACGGAGAGUGGCCGGCGUUACACCCGCUUCGGGAAAUGUAAUGGUCACUCCAGCUUCAUAACUCACCUGGAUUGGUCCAAAGAUGGAAAGUACAUCAUGUCUAAUUCAGGCGACUAUGAGAUCCUGUACUGGGACAUAGCGGCAGGCUGUAAACUGCUGAGGAACCGCUUUGAGAGCAAAGACAGAGAGUGGGCCUCCUACACCUGUGUGCUGGGCUUCCACGUCAUGGGUGUGUGGUUGGAGGGUUCUGAUGGUACCGACAUCAACGCCCUGUGUCGCUCUGACAGUGAGAGGAUGGUGGCUGUAGCUGAUGACUUCUGUAAAGUCCACCUCUUCCAGUACCCCUGUCCUAAACCUAAGGCACCGAGCCACAAGUAUGAUGGCCACGGCAGCCACGUCACCAACGUCUGCUUCACUCAUAGCGACUCCCACCUCCUCUCCAUGGGCGGGAAGGACACCUGCAUCCUUCAGUGGAAGGUGGUGGGAGGUGGGGUGGGCGACAGCAGAGAGAGACUGGCCUCUGCCUCAUCCACCUCCACCAGCUCUCCAGAACCUGCCACCAGCUAAAGGAAAGUUGUGGACAGUGACAGAGGGCGGAACUGUUUACACGCAGCCAGAGAGGCGUGUUCGUCAGCAGACAGCGGCCGCAGUCGGGCCUCUGCGGUGCCACUGCUGUGUCGGUUUCAUACAGAACAUGUAGAAGAAUCCUCUCCAGGAGGAAUGUCCAUAUUAAAUUUACAUUUACACGCCUCCAUAGUCAUGUAAAUCCUUGUGAAACUGGACAGUGUGAUGUGUGAACCCAGAAUCUCUGUCGUUCUGUGAUAUGUGGCGAGGAUCAUUAGAAGUGGUUGUGUAUGUGUGCUCGUACAGAACAUGACUGGACUUCUGUGACAAAGACUUUGGUUUCAGUGAACAUUCCUGCGUUUUAGUCCAUCUUUUUUAUCCAACUUACCAAAGUGCUGCAUCGUGGCGUUUGUCAUUGGCCUUAUCAAGACGUUUUCAUCAUGUUUUUACAUAUUUUUAAUAUCUGAAGCAGUGUUUGGUUUACAUCUCAGCUAAUACUGAAUCUGUUUUAUGCUUGUGUUAGACUGACUGUGACAAACCUGUUCCAAUGAAAUCAUUUCUGACUAAUUCAUUUCUCUAACAGUAGAGUUUUAUAUAUUUAAGAGAACAUUGGGAAUACUGUGAUGUUGUAUCUGUCAAGCUCCCAAUAAAUAACUGAAGACUGGAAA